Messenger RNA from Dunckerocampus dactyliophorus (ringed pipefish), 3139 nucleotides. RefSeq names its product toll-like receptor 1. Lineage: Eukaryota; Metazoa; Chordata; Actinopteri; Syngnathiformes; Syngnathidae. Gene Ontology annotation, molecular function: transmembrane signaling receptor activity; protein binding. The transcript has 2 exons. The record is from RefSeq and is a predicted model, not a curated record. Gene Ontology annotation, biological process: inflammatory response; toll-like receptor signaling pathway; immune response. The coding region runs from base 42 to 2510 and encodes 822 amino acids. Gene Ontology annotation, cellular component: membrane.
GAUCUCUUGACUGUUGACUGAACUCUGCUGCUUCGGAAAAUAUGCUGACCCAAAGGACAGGUGCAACAGUCCUCUUGGUGUUUUCCCUGUUAGCUCCUGACUGCAUGGCCGCUGGUGCAGACAAAAAGGGAUUUGAAAUGUGUGUGACGUCACAGAGGCGAGUGGAAGACCUUUUCGAUCAAAAUCUAACCUCCGUUCCGUUAGAUCUCCCGAGCACCACUGAGUAUCUGGAUAUCUCCCACAACUCUAUCCGAAGACUUGCCACAAGGGCUUUCCACCGACUGUCUCGACUGUGUUUUCUGAAAGCAACCCACUGCGGCCUCAGAGAUAUCUCUAACAGUGUGUUUACACACACUCCAGCGCUCAAAGUUGUCAAUAUUUCCAGCAAUGAAUUAACUAUUAUUCCUGAUUUUACUCUGCAACAACUGACAAUCUUGGAUUUGGCCCACAAUUUGUACAAGAGCUAUCAGAUACCGGAGUCUUUUCAGAACCUUACAAAUCUAAAAGUGCUGUCCUUAGGAAGUAAAACAGCUCUGUCGGUGGAUUUAAAUGACUUUACACCACUGAUGAACAUCUCCUUGCAACAUUUGCUUCUCGGUGCAGGUGUUCGCUGGCAAAAGUAUGAAUCAGGAGCUCUUGGAAAACUGUCCCUGCGGAAAAUGUCCCUUUUUGCAUCAUUUUGCGAGCGCUUCGAUUUGUUCCAGAACCUCCUGGGGGAUUUGAAUGUGACGCAAGCAACUGCACUGAGGUUGGUCAAAGUGUUUUCCGAUGACUGCAAUGUCCCUGACAACGUUUUCCAAAACUUGAGAGCGAUGCCUUACUUGCAAAACCUCACCAUCAUGAGCACCUGGACAAAUAGUUCUUUCAUGGAGAUGUUGCUGAAGGACGUUGGACUCUCGUCUAUUCAGGAACUCUCGUUCGUCAACAUCACAUACAAUGAAGAUAAGCCGGAUGGGAUUCAGUUUCACACCCUCAAUCACACAAUGAGUCUUCGCUAUGUGACAUUUGAUGGCAUCAAACAUUAUCAGUACAGGUACCCCAUAAUUAACAUGAGCGUUGAGGAGUGGUCAAAUCUCAGCUAUUUAAAGUUUUCUGGGAGUGGUAUGAACAUUUUACCAUGCAAACUCAUAUCCACCUUGCCAUCAUUGGAAACACUGGACAUUUCAGAUAACCUCUUGUCAGAUUACGGUUUCUGGUGGCCUUCUUGUUCCUUCACCUCCGUCUUCCCAAAGCUGAAGCGCUUAUCGAUGAGUAAAAACCGCUUCCGUAGUCUAGCAUUCAUCUCAAGACAGACACACCAGAUGAAGACACUGGAGUCCUUAGAUUUGAGCUUCAACUCCAUUGAGUUGAAAGACAACUGCUCUUGGCCCAUGCAUCUGACCGAGCUCAAUCUAAGGAAUAACAAUCUCGGCAACAGCAUUUUCAAGUACCUGUCAUCAAAUUUUGAGCGGAUUGAUUUAUCAAAAACGGGAAUAACAGUCAUAACCUACGAGGACUUGUCCCGGUUUCCCAAACUGACCCACCUCCAGCUCAGUUUCAACAGCAUCCAAGCGCUCCCUGAGCUACUUGAUGCCCCCACUCUAAUCAGCUUCUCUGUGGACCAGAAUGCUAUCACAUCUCUUUCCAAGAAUGUCUUUGGGGGACUUCCCAACCUUCGGACCCUCAAAGCUGGAAACAAUCCCUUUAUAUGCUCCUGCGACCUCCACUGGUUCCUCACUGUCUUAAACAAGUCCUUGCUCUUGGACUGGCCCUUGGACUAUUCCUGCGGCACACCGGCGAAGUUGGCAGGCCUACCGCUCUCCGAGUACAAAGCCAGCGUGAUCUCAUGCGAAACAUGGCUCCAGACGGCAGUUGCAUUCUCAGUGAUAAUCGUCAUAUCGACAGCCCUGGGCCUGCUUUUCUACAAACUGGACGGCGUGUGGUACACAAAGAUGUUGUGGGUAUGGAUUAGGGUGAAGAAGCGCGGCAAGAAACGCUCACACAUGCUGAAGAAUGGGUCGUUUUCACACCACGCGUUUAUCUCCUACAGUCACCAUGAUGCAGACUUUGUGCACAGUAAGCUGGUGCCCUCCCUGGAGAAUGGUGGCCUUGUCUUAUGUGUCCAUGAACGCGAUUUUGUACCAGGCGAUUGGAUCAUCGACAACAUCAUCAACUGUGUGGAGUCCAGCUACAAAGUGAUAUUUGUCCUCUCGAAACAUUUUGUCCAAAGCGAAUGGUGCAACUACGAGCUUUUCUUUGCCCAGCACAGAGCCAUUGACAUUCAGCACGACUCGUUGGUUUUCAUCCUAUUAGAGCCAAUCCCAAUGGAUGCUUUGCCCAAAAAGUACUUGAGACUUAGAAGUUUGCUCAGGCAGCAGACGUACCUCAAGUGGCCGACGGAUGAGCGCAAGCAGCAGGUUUUUUGGGCGAGUCUUAAAGCCAUGCUGCACAUGGCAGACAAAUCCGUUGUCUUGAAGGACAUGGCGUUGGCACUUUCUGAUAUUGCCGCUCAAGUUACAAACCAAGUUUAACACCAUAAACAGUGCAAACUCUUUAAGUCGUCCCCGUUUAUGUCAACAACCCGUCUACGUCGACCAACUCAUCAAGUCCUGGUCCACAGUGUUCUGCUUAUUAUUAAAAAGUGCCCUCUUAAUUUGACGUCAACAUACAUGGUCUGCCUCUUUUGCUGACAUAAAAUUUGAGACCCAAAGGAGUAAUUUCUGUUAAAAUGGUUCAGUUUAUGUCCAGAGGUGUUGUAGUUUGGUUAACUUCACUAAGCAAUGUGAAACAACAACACAACUACUGUCUAAUUACACAGCAUUAUUUGAUUACAUUGAAGGUAGAAAAGUGCUGUAGAAGUGAAAUUCAACUGCAGCACAUCUUUUGUCAAUAAAUUUGAAUUUGUACACAGAUUUCAUAUGUAAUUUUAUUGUUUAUUUAAAAGAAUAUUCCCAUGUACCACUAACUGGAGCCUGCAGAUCGCCAGUGGUACUCGUACCACAGUUUGAAAAUCAAUGUACUGAACCUUUAUGUACCGUUAUAGAAGUGAACUGUCAUUGCGAUAGUUAAAAAUGCCUGACUGAAAUGCUGUCUGCAUAAUUUGCUAUUUGUGCAAAUGUGUGACGUUAGCCCAACUGCUGGUCUAUAAAAUGCUGUUCUU